Cuculus canorus (common cuckoo) is the source of this 4945-nucleotide messenger RNA. It is a transcript of the gene CCDC18, whose product is annotated as coiled-coil domain containing 18. The transcript is spliced from 24 exons. Lineage: Eukaryota; Metazoa; Chordata; Aves; Cuculiformes; Cuculidae. The record is from RefSeq and is a predicted model, not a curated record. The coding region runs from base 190 to 3507 and encodes 1105 amino acids.
UGAGCGGAGUCGGGUCGGGUCGGGUCGGGUCGGGCCGGGCCGGGCCGGGCCGGUUCAGUUCAGUUUAGUUCAGUUCAGAUCAGAUAGGGCUGAGCAGGUCCGAGUUGGCCAGACCAGACCAGACCAGACCAGGCUAGGCCAGGCUGAGGCACGCCGCAACGGGCCAAGCCGGAGGCGCCGCUGCCCGCGAUGGAGCUGCGGGCGCUACGGAACCGGCUGAGGAGAACCGAGCGGGACCUGCGGGCGGUGCAGGCGGAGCUGGCCAGCACGAGCGCGAGUGAUCCUUGCGGCCCCUGCUCCCGUGAAGCUGUAGACCUCGCUCUUGAGGACCUCCAUCAGCCUUUCUGCAGCUACCGAGGCUUUUCCAGCUCGAACAGUGCUUGUAAAACAACUUGCCAGGAGUUUCAAAGAAAAUUGGAAUCCUACUCAGUAUCCACAAGUUCUGAUAAAAGCAUGGAUGAAAAUGACCAUCUUAAGGAGACGCUGGAUGCCCUUCAUGAGCAAAAUGCAUCUUUGACUUCUCAGAACCACUACCUAAAGAACAGAGUGGAAACCAUGAACUUUGAAUUGAUGCAGUCAAAAGCAAGAGUUUUUUAUCUUGAAUCGACUUUAAAUACACAUUUAGUAAGCAUUCCGAAGUUAAAAGAACAGAUUGUAAACUUGAAAGCAGAAGUUUCAGCUCAAGAUAAAAUUCUGAGGGAUACAGAAGAUAAACUAGAUCAAAGCCAGAAAACAGGAAUGGAAAGAGCAAACAUACUGCAUAGAUAUAAAAAGGACUGUAAAAGUCUGAAAAUGGAGUUAAUUGAACAAAGCAAGCAAGGAAAGAGAGCAGAGCAGCAGAGAAAUGAAGCUUUGUUGAAUGUGGAAAAGCUGGCAAGAGCUUUCGAUACGUAUAAAGGAAAAAUGACUGAAAAAUUAAAAGAGGUUAAAGCUGAAGAAGUCAUCUUGGGAAACCAUUUAAUUAAUUGUGAGAAAGAAAAAGAGAAGUUGAAUGAAGAGUGUGUCAGCUACAAAAAAGAUCUAGACAUCAUAGAGGAGCAAUUAAGGCAGUUAAAGGAAGAGAAUCUUAGCACAAAAGAAGAAAUUAAGACUCUAGAGGCGACAAACGCUGAAAUGGUAUCGAUGCUGACUCGUUCUGAUCAUAAGAUCAUUGAGCUUGAGAGUGAACUUAGUGAAAAAGAAAUAGAACUUAAAGAGAAAAAUGUGCUAAUAAGCGAAAAUGCAGAGCUGAGAGCACUUACUGCACAGCAACAUAACCACUUGAAAUUGUGCCAUCAAGAAAUUCAAGAUUCAAGGCAAGAGCUCAGCGUACUAGAAACCAUUGUUUCCCAGUUGUCUCUGAGUACAUCUGAAGAGUUUAAAUGGCACCAUUUGAAACAUCAGCUUUCCAGUUCCUCAACAAAAGAAGCACUCUCUGAAUCUUGUUGUGAAUCAAAUAAGCCUUCAAUUGCAGACCUAAGCAUUAAACUGGCAAUGGAAGAAGCAGAAAUGCAAAAGCUUUCUGCAAAUUUAACAACCUUUACUGGAGCUAAGCAUCUUUCUAAUGGUAACGAAGGACAAGCAAGUAGCAGGAUGUGUGGGCUGGAAACGGAGCCUGUCAAACUGAUAAGAAGUCAAGAAGAGGGGAGAAAUUAUCAACAGUUGGAACUUAUCAGCAAGCAAUUUGAGAAGGAGAGGCAAAGGUUUCAGAGAGAGAUAGAAGAGUUACACACUAAACUGACAAAAGCAGAUGAUGAGAACUCUUCUUUGAGGACCAGCAUGGCUUGGAGAGACAGUCAGUUUCAAAUCAUACAGGAAGACCUAUUGAAGAAGGCUUCAAAAACCAGUAGCUUAGAGAGAGAGAUAAAAAAGAAAUCUUCUCAACUUUCUGCACUUGAGAAACAGUUGAAAGAGAAGAGUAUCGAUUAUUCCACUGUGGCAGCUAGAAAUGCUGAGCUGGAACAGGAACUCAUGGGAAAAACCAGACACAUUAAGGAGUUGGAAACAACUAUCAGUGAAGAACAGGAGCAAGCAGCUUCUGCUUUUGAAAAAGCAAAGCUGGUUCACCUUGAACAGGACAAGGAGAUGGAGAAACAGAUUGAACUGCUUCAGAUACAGCUGGAGAAGAAACAUCAAAAAAUUAGUGAACAAGAGAAAAUAAUAUCUAUUUUGCAACAAGGCGUUGUACAUAAGCAGUGUCACAUUGACUCAUUGGAUGGGCUGCUGGCAGAAAACGGAGAGGAAAUGGAAAAUCAAAAUGUCAAGAAAGAUCAAGAACUGAAGAUGCUGCAGAGUCAAUUAACAGAAGAAAUAAUCAAAGUGAGACAACUGAAGUCAGCACUAGAUGUGUGUAAGGAAGAAGUUGGACUGUAUUUGAGUCAGUCACAAGAGAACAAGGAAAUAUUUGAAAAUCGGCUAAAAAAAAAGUCUGAAGAGGUUCAUUAUCUACAGAAAGAAAUAAAACUAAAAGAUCAGAAUAUUCAGGACAUGAGUGAACAAAAUAUUCUUCUGCAAGAAACUUUGCAUCAUCAGCAACAAAUGUUACAGCAGGAAACUCUUAGAAAUGAGGAGCUGGAAGAUAAUCAAAUUAGGCUUGAAAAACAGUUAUCCAGUUUGGAACAAGAGCUUCAGAGACAGAAAUCACAUGCAGAAGACGAGCUGAGAAAGGCAGAGGGGAAUCUGCGCCUAUCUGCCCAGGAAGCAGAUUUCAACAAACGGAAGACAGAUGAACUUAACAGGACAAUCAGACAAAUUAAAUUAGAGAUGGAUCAGUGCAAGAAUAAACUUACUGCUAUGGAGAGAGAAGUAGUGCAACUAAAACAAGAUGGUGAAGACAAAGCAAUGCAGAUAAAUCAGCUGGGUUUGACUUUGGAAGAAGCGCGAUCAGAGCUGAAUGAGAAGGCAAAUGAGGUGAACGAUUUAGAGGAUAAACUGCUUCAAAGUGAGAAUUACCACAGGGAAGGCUUACAGAAAAUAGCAGAACUAGAAUCUGCAUUACAGAACGCCCACGGAGAAUUAAAAAUCGCUUUAACACAGCUUCAGGAAUCGAAAGAGGCAUUACAGAAGGCACAGUCCUCUCUGGAGGAGAAGCAUGUUGCUAUUGUGGAUUUAACAACUGAGCUCAGGUAUUGCAAGAGAGAAAUAGAAGACAAAACCCAAGAACUCCUUAGCAUGGACCAAGCACUGAAAGAAAGGAAUUGGGAACUGAAACAAAGAGCAGCUCAGAUUACGCAGUUGGAUAUGACGGUUCGUGAACAUAGGGGAGAAAUGGAACAGCAAAUAAUUGGAUUGAAGUGCAAUUUAGAGAAAUCAGAGUUAGAAAUUAAAGAAUGCAAUAAACAGAUUGAGAGGCUAGAGAAGAAACUCCAGCAUUCUAAAGAUGAGCUUCAUGAAAAAGAGUUCAAAUUGCUCCAGAGAGAUCAGGAAAUAACUCAACUGAAGAAAAAAAUUGAAAGAAAAGAACAGAGCCUCAAAGCUCUUGAAAAGGUAAGGUGUUCCUUGGAUACACAACAAGUUACCAGUUUUUAAUGCCUUUGCUGUAACUGCCUGGAAGGAACGAUACUGUUAAACUGGGGUUUUUGACCAGGAUUUCUGUCCUGGUCCAUUCUGGCGUUUGGGACUCAUUCAGUGAGGAUCUGCUAAUAACACAGCUCUCUGCUACUCUUAGAAGUUGUAUAUAUUUCAAAUAAUGAAACUGGAAACGUUUUCAUUUUUCUGAUAAAUUGAAGUAACUUCCUUUAUUUAAAACAAACAAGUGAACCAGGUUUGAUUUGUAGCUAUUUAUAGCAAACGAAUCUUUUCUGACAGUUCCUUGCUGAAAAGAGGAAGAAAAUUGUGUUAAAAAUGGUAAGUGAAGUAAGAAAAAAUACUGCUUACUUACUAAAAUUAGUGAUAAUUUAAGGAAGACUAAAUUUUAUGUUUUUGUAGAAGUAUACGUAGUAAAAAAGAAGUUGCAGUAAUAAUCUUUCAUUCAUUAGGUGUAAGCUUAUUAUGUGCUACUUACAGAUGUCUCUGUACUCUAUUUAUAGCAUUCCUCAUACAGAAAGAAUAAGUAUGCAGCUGAACAUUAAUAAGUAGCGCAUGAUCACUUUUGUAUUUAUGAGUAACGGGAGCCACAAUAUGAUGUGAUGUUACAAAACGGGCUGAUAAAGGCCUCUGGUGCCACAGCGCUGGCAAACAUGAACGUAGCUGCUGUGUAUGAUCUACUAGACCAAACAUGUCGUUGACCACCUUGUACUGCGGUUUGUUUUUUUCUAUAAAAGAACUGUCCGGUAAUGAGGUCCAGCACAUAAGCAUGUUUUUUAAAGGGGAGGGGAACUAAACCUCUAGAAAUUAUCAAGAAAAAAAACAAACGACCCCAAACAUGCUGUGUUUGGCUGCAGUCGUCCCUGUAUCCUGUAGAAAAUACAGAAUGCUUACGUUAAUGUUGAUAAGAUUUUCUUCACUUUGUGCUGGUAGGAAUCAUAGGCUUCUUUUCCUCUUAAUGGUGUUUUUACAAGCACUUGCUGACCUGUUAGAAGCUGCAGUUGUUACGAACUGAAACACAAUGGUGCAGUUCAAUAUGAAGCCUUAACCUUACAGAGGAACUAUGUCAAAAUGCAGGGCUCCUUUAAACUGUACAAAGUGUUUGCAGGGAACUGUAUAUCAAGAUUUUUUCUCAAAAUAUUCUGCAUAAUAUUUUCCUACUUAGCUGCCAGAACUUAAUGUAUGUUGAAAAACUUGUAAAUUCUGCUCAUUUUGAAAGCAAAUGCAAUUCUGUUACAAGAACCGUGAAUAAGAAUGCAUUCCUAGCCAGUCUGAGGUCAGAAUCUGAGAAAGAAGCUGUGGUCUUGAGGCCCGAAGCUGGUUGUCUCGAAUUUGUAAGAUAAAACUUUAUAAUGAGCAGUAACAUCUUGACACAAAUGGAUUUAGAUGUGCUAAACUGACUGUAGAAGUUUAAAGGAACGUUCUGAUCGUAGAUAUUUUG